AUGGCGGACAGCAGCGACAGCAGCGACAGCAGCGACUCAAACCAGGGCAAAUAUGAGAAACUGAGAACGGAGCUCGUCAAGAGGCUAAGUGCUUCGCAAGCGAGGAAAACCAAGCAGCUGCUGGAGACCGAAGAGAUGGGCGAUCGGCGUCCAUCCCAGUUCCUCCAACACCUCCGCGGCCUGGCGGGGACAGCUAUCCCAGACGACCUCCUGCGAUCCUUAUGGCUGGGUCGGCUCCCAUCGCCUACCCAAUCGAUCCUGGCCACGCAGACUAACGCAUCAUUGGACGCGUUGGCCGAACUGGCCUACGCCAUUGCGGAUACCAACCCCCAGCCGCAGGCAGCUGCAGUGUCCUCCCUGGAGGCAAUGGUGGACAAGAUGGCCGCCCUGAUGUCCGCGAAGAUCGGGGAAAUGGCCGCGACAUUGCGGCAAGAGAUCUCGGCAGUUGCCACCAGCGCAGCGCAGGAGUCGCUCGGACGGCUCGCCGCCCGUGGGAUACCGCUCCCGCUCCCGCUCCCGCAGAAAGGGCCCGCCAGGAGCCUGCUGGUGCUCCACGCCCUGUACGUACCAGAUGGGAAACGACAAGGGGACGCAUUGAUGGCGGCCGGCGACCCUUCCCUGCAUACCGGCCGCCACCUGUUCAUCACAGAGCGGGUUACCAAGAUCGCCACCUACGGCUUUGUCACACUCACCCUCAACUUAGGACUUCGAAGGGACUUGGUCUGGCGUUUUGUGGUGGCCGAAGUGACUAAGCCCAUCCUUAGGGCAGAUUUUCUCUAUCACUUUGGCUUGCUAGUUGACAUCCGGAAUCGACACCUAGGGGACAGCACUACCUCUCUCACCUCGGUUUGUACCAUUACCACAAGUCAAGUCUGUAGUGUCAAAACGCCUGCACCCACUCCGCCAUGCCCCGAGCUACUACACAAGUUCGCCAGCCUCACACAGCCUGCAGGCUUCCCCCAGCCAGUGCAGCACUCCACCGUGCACCAUAUCAACACCAUGCCAGGACAGCCAGUGCACAGCAGACCGCGCCGCUUGGCUCCAGACCGACUGCUGAAUGCCCGCACCAUCCUGGACAGGUACCCCAUCCCGCACAUUCAGGACUUCUCUCACUCAUUGCAUGGCAAGACCAUCUUCUCCACCAUCGAUUUAGUCCGAGCGUACAGUCAGAUCCCAGUCGCCAUGGUGGACAUCCCCAAAAUCCCCAUAACCACUCCAUUCGGAUUGUUUGAAUUCCCGUUCAUGUCUUUUGGCCUCCGCAAUGCUGCACAAACAUUCCAGCGGUUCAUGGACAAGCAUCUGACUGAGCUCUUCGACCGCCUCACGAACUAUGGGCUUCUCAUCAACCCUAGCAAGUGCGUCUUUGGCGAGUCCUGUGUCACAUUUUUGGGACACACCAUCACAGUCGACGGCUCCCAACCUCUGCAAGAGAAAGUCCGUGCUAUCCGGGACUUCCCCAAGCCUACCACAGCAAAACAGCUGUGCCAGUUGACUGGCAUGGUGAACUUCCAUCGACGGUUCGUUCCAAGGGCUGCGGCAGCACAGGCCCCCCUGCAUGAGAUCUUACGAGGGGCAGCCAAAGGCAAAGAUACCAUCGUCUGGACGGCCGCAAGCAGCAUGGCAUUCGAAGAUUGUAAGGCCAAGCUUGCCUCAGCGACCCUGCUGGCCCACCCUAUCCCCGACGCCCCCCUGGCUCUCGUGACAGAUGCUUCGGACUUUGCAGUAGGAGCGGUACUCCAGCAACAGGUACGCAACCACUGGCAACCCUUGGCAUUCUCUGCGAAGAUGAACCCAGCACAGCAGAAGUAUGGAGCCUAUGACAAGGAGCUCCUCGCCAUCUACCUAACUGUUCGGCACAUCGACUUCAUUGGACAAUUCACUACAGACAUUCGCCAUAUUCCCGGCUCGACCAAUACUGUGGCGGACUCCUUGUCCCGGUUGGAAUCGGUCACAGCUCCAGUCGACUAUCAUGCUCUGGCGCGGGCUCAAGCAGCGGAUGAGGAGUUGCGGAAGUUCCUGCAGCGCGACUCCAGCCGGCGGCUGAAGAAGGUCAAGAUCCCGGACUCGCCACUGGAAGUUUACUGCGAUGUGUCCACACCGACAACUCGGCCUUUCCUGACCCCACAGUUACGCCGAGCGGCAUUUGACAUGGCGCACCGGCUGGUGCACCCGGGCAUCAAGGCGACAGGGAAGUUGGUCUCACAACGUUUCGUCUGGCCGUCCAUGCAAGCAGAUUGUCGACGGUGGGCCCGAUCCUGCAUACCGUGCCAGCGGUCGAAGAUCGCAUGGCACACCUCCUCGCCGGUAGGAUCUUUCAUACCUCCUUCCUCCAGGUUCGACCAUGUUCACCUAGACCUGGUCAGGCCCCUCCCGAGUUCCCGAGGCUUUCGCUACUGCCUCACCAUGGUUGACCGCUUCUCCCGCUGGCCAGAGGCCAUACCUGUCGAGAACAUCGAGGCAACUACAGUCGCCAGAGCCUUCUUCACCACAUUGGUGGCACAUUUUGGCGCCCCCCUGAGAGCCACCACCGAUCAAGGCCGACAAUUUACGUCCUCUCUGUUCGCGGCCUUCGCAGCCUUGGUGGGCAUGACUCAUCUCCAGACCACCGCCUACCACUCGGCCUCCAACGGGAUGGUGGAGAGGUUGCACCGUUCGCUCAAGGCAGCCAUCUGCUGCCAUGCUACCGAGCACUGGGUAGAUGUCCUACCUAUUGUCUUGCUCGGCAUUCGAGCCACCUGGCGGGACGACCUCCGUGCCUCCACUGCGGAGUUGGUCUACAGUCAGCCCCUGUGCCUACCGGGGGAAUUUCUCGGAGAACAUCCGGAUUCCCCUCGGUUCGAUGCCCCCGGCCUGGUGACGGACCUCUGCCUUCACUUCCGAGACCUGCGGCCAGUCAGCGGCUCGCGGCAUGGUGAGACAAGGCAGUUUGUCUCCAGGGACCUUCCGACGGCCACUGAGGUCUUCGUCUGCUGCCAGGGGCAAAAGGGGUCCCUAUACGCGCCCUACGAGGGCCCCUUCCCCGUACUCGGCAGAACUCCGAAAACUGCAACUCUCUUGAUGCAUGGCCAGCGCACCACGGUCUCCAUCGAUCGACUCAAGCCUGCCUACGUCUUGGCCGACCAGGAUCCACCAGCCAAAGUCGCUCCCCCUACUGGAGCGGAAACACCUCCCCAGCAACAUCGGGGGCCCACCACGACUGCCCCCGCUCCUUCGUGA
Molecule: messenger RNA, 3216 nt
Organism: Bacillus rossius redtenbacheri
Lineage: Eukaryota; Metazoa; Arthropoda; Insecta; Phasmatodea; Bacillidae
Exons: 7
Coding region: 1-3216 (1071 amino acids)
Biological process (GO): DNA integration
Molecular function (GO): nucleic acid binding
Source: RefSeq, a predicted model, not a curated record